Messenger RNA from Solanum tuberosum (potato), 758 nucleotides. RefSeq names its product glycine-rich RNA-binding protein GRP1A. Gene Ontology annotation, molecular function: RNA binding. The transcript has 2 exons. The record is from RefSeq and is a predicted model, not a curated record. Bases 114 to 599 code for a protein of 161 amino acids. Lineage: Eukaryota; Viridiplantae; Streptophyta; Magnoliopsida; Solanales; Solanaceae.
CCAUAUCCUCUGCCGCCUAUAAAAUAUGGGCUUUUCUGCUUAACUUUCACCGCAUCUCUCAUUUCUGAUAUUUUCAUUAGGGUUUUUCUUCUCUAGUUUCUCAGUUUAGUUUAAUGGCUGCCGAAGUUGAGUACAGUUGCUUCGUCGGUGGGCUCGCAUGGGCCACCACCGAUCGAACACUUAGCGAUGCUUUCUCUACCUAUGGCGAAGUAGUCGACUCGAAGAUCAUUAACGACCGAGAAACUGGUAGAUCUAGAGGAUUUGGCUUUGUUACCUUCAAGGAUGAAAAAUCCAUGAAGGAAGCAAUCUCAGGGAUGAACGGUUCGGAGCUUGAUGGCCGUAACAUCACUGUUAACGAAGCCCAGGCCCGUGGAAGUGGUGGUGGUGGUGGUGGUGGCGGUUUCGGUGGUGGCAGACGCCGUGAAGGUGGUGGCGGCGGUUACGGAGGAGGUGGCGGCUACGGAGGCGGCGGCGGUGGCGGCUAUGGAGGUGGCAGACGUGAAGGAGGUGGUGGUGGCGGCUAUGGAGGUGGCCGACGUGAAGGUGGUGGCGGAGGAGGUUACGGUGGUGGUGGAUAUGGCGGUGGUGCCCGUUAUUAGUUUGAUAGCUCUGAAUUAGGCCUAUGGUUUAGGUGAGAAGUUCCAUACUGCUAAGUGUGGUUUUAAGUUAUUGUUCCUUAUAUUUGGUUUGAUAAGAUACUGUGAAUCUGUAUUUUGCAAAGUUCCAAGCGAAUCUAGUAAAUGACAGUUUGCGUCAUA